Molecule: messenger RNA, 1575 nt
Organism: Cheilinus undulatus (humphead wrasse)
Lineage: Eukaryota; Metazoa; Chordata; Actinopteri; Labriformes; Labridae
Gene: dmrt2a
Product: doublesex and mab-3 related transcription factor 2a
Exons: 3
Coding region: 1-1575 (524 amino acids)
Biological process (GO): regulation of transcription by RNA polymerase II; sex differentiation
Cellular component (GO): nucleus
Molecular function (GO): RNA polymerase II cis-regulatory region sequence-specific DNA binding; DNA-binding transcription factor activity, RNA polymerase II-specific
Source: RefSeq, a predicted model, not a curated record
AUGUCAGACAUCGCCGGGUGUGAGUUCGAAAUCGACGUAGAGAGUUUGGAGACGGAGAGCGACGACCCGGCCGACUCCGCCAGCAGGCCCGGCUCUGUGCCGCUCGGCGCUGCCGCCUCGGAGGACGACGGAGACAGCGGUAAAGGCGACGAGAAGCCGGGCCCCAGCGGCCUAUGUGGAGGGGACCAGAGGAAGCUGAGCCGGACGCCAAAGUGCGCACGCUGCAGAAACCACGGCGUGGUGUCCUGUCUGAAAGGACACAAGCGCUUCUGCCGCUGGAGGGACUGCCAGUGCGCCAACUGCCUGCUGGUGGUGGAGAGACAGCGCGUGAUGGCUGCACAGGUGGCCCUGAGGAGGCAACAAGCCACGGAGGAUAAGAAAGGAAUUCCUGGAAAACAAAUUCCAUCAGAGAGGAGAACGAUAUAUCAGCGACACAUUCGACCGUCCACCAUGCUCGCCAAAAGCAUCCUGGAAGGAUAUCGUCCGGUGCAGUCUGAUCCAUUCUUAGCAGCUAACCCAUCUCUACCGCCACCUUUGAGUGACCGCAUGAGAAAGAGGAGGGCUUUUGCCGACAAGGAGCUUGAAACCAUCAUGCUGGAGAGGGAAUACAAAGAGAGAGAGCUGCUAGAGAACAGCCAGGCACCCACAACUUCACUACUCUUCCCAAACAACAUGGUCCACCACGCCGCAGAAUACAACUCAUAUAAAACGGCGUACUCGCCUGCUGCUCAGGCUGAGCCACAGCCCAAAGAGCUUUGCAACUUCCUGAAUCCAGCCUGCCUGGAUCUGUCUAUGCAGUACCCUGCUAGCUCUACCAACGUCGAACUCAUUGCCUCCAACGUCAGUGUGGCCACCACCUACCGCCACUACCCACUUCAGCCACAUCGAGGAGGCUUCAUGAUGUGGCCCCGUGGUGCAGCUAACCUGGGUGAUGCCCUCCUCUACCAGCAGUGUCUGUUCAACGCUACAGCAGUUCAGAACAUGAAGCCGGGUGCAGUGUGGGAGCCAAAAGCAAUGCCUGCAGAGAGUCAGCUGCCAGAGCAGGAGGCAGCUCUUGCUGCUAAACUAGAGGGAUCCCGGGCAGCUGCUCAGCAGGAGUCUUCGGACCCUCGAGGGGCUGAUCCUAAACCUCCUGUAGUCACUCAGGGGGGUCAGAGAGAGUGCUCAGCCUUCUCUCCACCUAAGAGAAGCUUUGGACAAUCCUUCCCCAACAACUCUCAUUCCCACAACUCCAGCCAAGUCCUGAACAAGCUGAGCAAGGACAGCGCUAAGCUCUCCAUGAAACUCAACUCCUUUCACUCCCUCAUCCAGCAUUCGCUGAGUGAAAAAAACAUGAGUGGCGCUGGGCAGGAGCUGAGGGCACCAUACUGCAAAGAGCUUUUAGAGGAGGCCGCGCGAAAGUUCAGAGAAGGCUCUACGAAAGACAUUCAGGCAAUCAAAAUGAGCGACAGGUAUGCCAAAGACUUUCUGUCCAAGCCCGUGGGUACCAAGAUGGCAUCCAGCGAGUCUUUGUCUUUCUCUGUCGAGGCCAUACUGAAGAGACCUGCACCUGCAAUGAAUCGAGCAUUCCAUUAA